AUGGCCCGACAGCGCGGCCUCCAUGCGACCGCGGGUCUGCGCAGCCUUAUUGCCAUUUUGUACUUCCUGAACCUUACCACUGCCUAUCAAUAUGUCCAGAACUCUCCCUGCGAACCUCAAUGUCGAGAAGGUACACUUUCGGAGGAUGCAGUGUGUCUAGAUGCGCAAUACAGAAGCACAGACGGUGGGCAGCGCCUGCAGAGCUGCGUUGGCUGCUUGCUGAACAGCACCGCCGUUGACACCGCCAAAAAUCAGUCUGAUGUGGAAUGGGGACUAUUUGCGCUCCGCUACACGUUAUCGUCAUGUAUGUUCGGCGUCCCAGUCGAGCGCGUCUCGGUCUCGAGUCCAUGUCAAGUCACUUGCCAACCGUUGAACGACUCGGUGUCCUACCAGAUCACCAAUGAUACCAGGAAUGCAGAUCCUGGCAUUGACUUCUGCAAUGCUGGGGCUUUCGGCGAUCUAGCGAUCAACAAUUGCGCAUUUUGCUACAGCUUGAUCCCAGAGCAGAUCUUCGUAGCGAAUUUCAUGCAAGCACUACACAUCGAAUGCCGCCAGCCUCCGGUCCCCGGACAACCAUUCUUUCCUGACAUGAGUGCGAUCUUCAAUGAGACCCUGAUUGCUGGCCCAGCACCACCAUCUGCCAACACAGGAGGAGGCGGCGGUCUGCAUGGGACAAACCUGGCUAUUGCGAUUGCGCUACCCAUAGUUGGCGGCCUCAUAAUUCUCACUGCAGGUUGCUGGUGCUGCUGGAUCACCACGAGGCGGAGGAGGCAGGCAAUGGCAGCUUCUGGGCGGAUGGACAAAGUGCGUGAAGCACAGGAGAGUCCUGGCCUUUACAGUCCGGUAUCAGGAAAGAUGGGCUGGGGAGAAGGAGAGCCUCCGCGAGAGAUGACAAAAUUUGCUUCUGGAGGAAGGGAGCCUUCGCCCGCUCUGAACAGGUGGAGUGGGCAUCAGCACUAUCCGCCAGGGACAGCAGUGGGCGGAGAGGACGGCACGCCGCUGCGAACGAGUUUUCAGCGCGACGAUGUUGGGCCGGGAGAUCAUCAGGUGCAAGACCACGCUCUGCACGAACAGUAUUUCGGCGGCGCAGAGGGCGCUGGACCAAGUUACCAGCCAUAUGUCGACGAGCAACGACAUUCGGGCCAUUUCAAAAGCCAGUGA
Molecule: messenger RNA, 1161 nt
Organism: Cyphellophora attinorum
Lineage: Eukaryota; Fungi; Ascomycota; Eurotiomycetes; Chaetothyriales; Cyphellophoraceae
Exons: 4
Coding region: 1-1161 (386 amino acids)
Source: RefSeq, a predicted model, not a curated record